AUGACGUCAUCAAAUUCUGUCGGUGGAAAUUUUGGUGAUAUUAAAAGUUUUGUGUAUGCAUGGUUGGGAAAACAAAAUAAGUUACCAAAUUAUGAAAUCACUCAACAAGGUACCAAACAAAGAAUUCGAUUCAAAUGUGAAUUAACGGUAUUGACAUAUCCAUACACUGCUGUGGGAAAUUCAACAAAUAAAAAAGAUGCUCAAACAAAUGCCGCAAUCGAUUUCUGUCAAUAUCUCGUUCGCGAAGGAAAAAUGACACAAAAUGAACUCGAACCAUAUUUACCAUCAAAGAAUUCUUCUGUUCUAACAAGUCAAACACUUGGAACAUUACCAGAUGGUCUCGUACCUCCACAUAUGCUUCAACAAAAUACGACAACAAAUACUACGAGUUCACAAUCUACUCUUCUUCCCUAUCGAUCAGGACCACCCAGCGCUUAUCUUGAACAGAUUCAUUCUGGUCGAAAAAUGCUCGAAGAACAAGAAGAAACUGAUACAAACGCAUCGAUUCACGGAAAUUGGACAAUCGAAAAUGCCAAAGGACGUUUACAUCAAUAUUUACAAAAGAAUAAUCUUCCACAAGAGUACAAAUACACCGCGAGUGGCCCAGAUAACCUUCGAACGUUUUUUGCUGAAUUAUCUGUUUAUAUACGAGAACGAAAUCAAACAAUUUAUGCGAGAGAAAAUGGAUCAACGAAACAAAUUGCUUCGAAAAGUUGUGCACUUGCACUUGUUCGACAAUUGUAUCAUUUAAAUCUCAUCGAAAUAUUUACUGGUGAAAAAAAGAAAAAACAAAUCGAAAAAACAACACCAUUUCGUGUUAACGUCAGUAAUGAAAUCGUCGAAGAACUCGAUCGUGUUAUUCAAUCCUUCGACAUUCAUCCAAUUAACAAAAAACAAAUCGAAAAAACAACACCAUUUCGUGUUAACGUCAGUAAUGAAAUCGUCGAAGAACUCGAUCGUGUUAUUCAAUCCUUCGACAUUCAUCCAAUUAACAUCAUUGAUGAACAAUCUGACAAAUCUUUACUAAAUCGACAAGUUUUAGAACGUUUUCCUGCAAGUGAACGUCGUACAAUAUCAUCGAUAAUUCAAUGGGUACCACCAAUACCGAAUUGGAAUCCAUGGAUAGCAUCAAAUAUCGAUGAAGGUCCAUUAUCAACUGCAACAAUGGAAUCAAUUAGUCAAGAUUUACAAAGAGCAGAACAAUACAAAACUGAAAAUGAGUUCAAAUUUCGUUCACAAGAACGACAGAAUUUACCCGUUUUUUCUUAUCGACAACAAAUACUCGAUCAAAUCCAACAACAUAAUGUUAUUCUCAUUCGUGGUGCCACGGGUUGUGGAAAAACAACACAAAUUCCUCAAUAUAUACUCGAUAAUGCGAUUGAACAUGGUCAAGGUGCUUUUUGUAAUAUCGUUGUGACACAACCUCGACGUAUAAGUGCAAUUUCAAUCGCUGAACGUGUGGCUUGGGAACGAUGUGAAGAAUUGGGAAGUUCUUGUGGUUAUAGUGUUCGAUUUGAAUCAGUAUUUCCACGUCCGUAUGGUUCAAUCCUAUUUUGUACAGUUGGAGUUCUUCUACGGAAAUUAGAAAGUGGUCUUCGAGGAAUUUCUCAUGUUAUUGUUGAUGAAAUUCAUGAACGAGAUAUCAAUACAGAUUUUCUGUUAGUUUUAUUACGUGAUAUGCUAAAUGUUCAUCCUGAAAUGAAAGUAAUUCUGAUGUCUGCGACGAUCGAUGUGACUUUAUUUCGUGAAUAUUUUUUUAAUUGUUCAAUUAUUGAAAUCGAAGGACGUGUUUUCGAUGUUCGAGAAUAUUUUCUUGAAGAUAUUAUUCAAUUAUUAAAUUUUCAAACAAAUAAUUCAAUGACAAAUUAUCGAAAACAAAACAAUCGAAAUCGACAAAUACAAGACGAAGAUGACGAUUUUGGAUAUGAAGAUUCUCAAACGGAUGAUGUUGAAGAUACUAAUUGUAAUUCUAUCUGUGAUCAACAAUAUUCUCGUGAAACAGCUUUAUCUAUGAGUCAAUUAAGUGAAAAGACUCUUUCAUUUGAAUUGAUCGAAGCGUUGAUUACAUAUAUUUGUAGUCUGGGUGAUGAUGGUUCAAUUUUAGUCUUUCUUCCUGGGUGGAAUUUGAUUCAAGCAUUACUCAAAUACUUUCAACAACAUCCGAGAUUCGGUUCUGCUGCAUUUCGAUUUCUCCCGUUACAUUCUCAAUUGCCUCGUGAUGAACAACAUCGUGUUUUCGAACGUGUUCCAUCAGGUGUGAAGAAGAUAAUUCUUUCAACAAAUAUCGCUGAAUCAAGUGUAACAAUUGAUGAUGUUGUUUAUGUUAUUGAUUGUUGUAAAGUCAAACAGAAAUUGUUUUCAUCACGAAAUAACAUGACAAAUUAUGUGACUGUUUGGGCAUCGAAAACAAAUUUAACACAACGACGAGGACGAGCUGGACGAACACGAGCUGGAUGUUGUUUUUAUUUGUGUUCAAAAGCACGUUAUCAACGAUUAGAUAAUUAUUUAUUACCGGAGAUUUUUCGAACACCUUUACAUGAAUUGGCUUUAGCAAUUAAAUUAUUGAAACUAGGAGAUAUUAAAGCAUUUCUCGCUAAAGCUAUCGAACAACCACCGAUGGACGCGGUUGCCGAAGCCGAAUUUACACUUAAACAAAUGCAAGCAAUUGAUGAUAAUGAUGAAUUGACACCACUCGGCAAAAUCUUAGCUCGAUUACCAAUUGAUCCAAAAAUGGGUAAAAUGAUCAUUCUUGGUUGUAUUUUCAGUGUGGGUGAUGCAGCAUGUACAAUCGCAUCGGCGACGAGUUUUCCCGAACCAUUUUUACAUGAUGGAAAACAUCUUCGUCAUAUGCAUCGAAAUCUCGCCGGAAAUCGUUUCUCGGAUCAUGUGGCUUUACUUAAUGCAUUUCAACAAUUUGAAAGAGAAAAAAAUCGAAAUGGUGAACGAGGUGAAAUGGAAUUUUGUGAAAGAAAAUGUUUGAAUUUAUCAACAAUGCGAAUGACAUAUGAAGCACGAAACCAACUUCGCGAUAUAAUGAUGAUGUCAGGUUUUCCUGAAGAAUGUCUCACAUCACAAUGGUUCGAUGUCGAACAAUCACAUUCCAAAUUAGAUAUCGUCAUAUCACUUCUUUGUUAUGCACUUUAUCCAAAUGUUUGUUUUCAUGUAUCAAAACGAAAAUUAUUAACGACAGAAGGAAAAGAAGCAUUGAUACAUAAAAAUUCUGUGAAUUGUGGACGUGAAAUUCCCGUGUUUCCUUCACCAUUCUUUGUUUUUACAGAAAAAAUCAAAACUCGUGCUGUAUCAGCUAAACAAAUGUCAAUGUCAACUCCUGUUCAAUUAUUAUUAUUCGCAUCGGAUCAAAUUGACGUUGUCGAACCUAAUCUAAUCUGUCUCGAUAAUUGGAUUUUGUUGAAUAUGGAUAUGAAAUUGGCUUCGAAAAUCGUGUCAAUUCGACCAGCAAUUGAAGCAUUGAUUGUGCAAUGUACUCAAGAUCCAAAUCAAAUUGUUAAUCGUCCAUCUGCGAACGAUCAAUUAUGUAAUUUAAUUCGACUUUUAUCCGAUCAGCAACUUGAACAUGUUUUGUGUGAAAAAAUCAAUGAUAACAAUCAACAAAGUACAAAUUCAAGUGAAUCGAAUAUUAAUUUUCAACCAAAUGAAUUAUUUCCAUCAAAUCGAGGAUAUCAUCAUGGAAAUAAUCAUCGAUCAUUUAACAGACCUUGUCAUCGAGGAAAUUAUUCUCAACAACGAUCAUAUCGACCACAAAAUGAUUUUCCUGGAAGUGGUUUUACUUUUCCAAGUGAACCAUGUGAAAGAUUUCCUUCGUCAUCGUUCAAUAAUAAACGAACCUUUGACAAUACAUUUUCAUCUUCAUCUUCAGAUGAGUCGCGAGUAAUAUCGUCUUAUCCAUCUGAUUGGACGAAUCCUCGUGGCACUUAUUCAAAUAGUUUUCGAGGUGGAAAUCGAUUUCCUCGCUUUCCGAAACGAAGUCGAUCUCAUUUUAACUAA
Molecule: messenger RNA, 4005 nt
Organism: Adineta ricciae
Lineage: Eukaryota; Metazoa; Rotifera; Eurotatoria; Adinetida; Adinetidae
Source: the annotation of a GenBank genome assembly